Molecule: messenger RNA, 879 nt
Organism: Harmonia axyridis
Lineage: Eukaryota; Metazoa; Arthropoda; Insecta; Coleoptera; Coccinellidae
Product: translocon-associated protein subunit beta-like
Exons: 3
Coding region: 145-723 (192 amino acids)
Cellular component (GO): endoplasmic reticulum; membrane
Source: RefSeq, a predicted model, not a curated record
UUGAACGUGGAGCUUCGUGGCGUUCAUGCAAUGACCUAAAGUUGACAGAUUAACCUCGUAGGAUUUUUCAUUUUAUUAGUAGUAGUCGUUUGGGAAGCUGUUCCUUGUUUUUGAAAUAUUUUCUGAAAUAUAACACAAACAAAAAUGAUUAAGUCUACUAUUUACUUAAUUUUUGUAUUACUUGCUGCCGUAUGUGGUGAGAGUGAGGAGGAAAGUGGUCCAAAACUCUUAGUUUCCAAGCAAAUUCUCAACAAGUACCUAGUAGAAACAAAGGAUAUAGAAAUAAAAUACUCAAUAUACAACAUAGGAAAUGCUGCUGCUGUAGCAGUUACACUAACUGAUAAUGCUUUCCAUCCAGAUGUAUUUGAUGUAGCUGGCGGUCAUCUAUUUGCAGAAUUCUCUAGAAUACCUCCGCAAUCUAAUGUAUCCCAUGUAGUUGUAGUAAGGCCUAAGAGCUAUGGUUAUUUCAAUUUUACCAGUGCUGAAGUCAGAUAUAAGUCUUCAGAAGAUGCUUCCACUGUUCAAAUUUCCCACAGCAGUGAACCUGGAGAAGGUGGCAUCAUUGCUUUCAGGGAUUAUGACAAGAAAUUCUCUUCUCACUGCUGGGACUGGUUAGCUUUUGCUUUAAUGACAACACCAUCUUUGGUUAUACCACUUGCAUUAUGGUACAGCAGCAAGAGUAAAUACGAAAAAUUGGCCAAAACGAACAAGAAGCAGCACUGACCUACUAGUUGUCAGAUAGACAAUAUUUGCAAUUCAAUUAUUUUGAAUUUGUACAUUUUUCCCGUUUUUCAUUCAGUUUAAGUUAUUUCUAAUUGUAAUUUAUACAAGAAAUGUUCAAAUUUUAUACUUCAAAGAAUAUAAGUAAAUUGGAACAAG